Messenger RNA from Seriola dumerili (greater amberjack), 3568 nucleotides. It is a transcript of the gene dhtkd1, whose product is annotated as dehydrogenase E1 and transketolase domain containing 1. Bases 88 to 2859 code for a protein of 923 amino acids. NCBI's taxonomy places the organism in Eukaryota, Metazoa, Chordata, Actinopteri, Carangiformes, Carangidae. Gene Ontology annotation, molecular function: thiamine pyrophosphate binding; oxoglutarate dehydrogenase (succinyl-transferring) activity. The record is from RefSeq and is a predicted model, not a curated record. Gene Ontology annotation, biological process: tricarboxylic acid cycle. The transcript has 17 exons.
UCUCUCUCCCUGCAGUAUGGCCGCCGACUUGUAGCUGCGAGUUAGCUGCCGUCACAAACAUUAGACCAGAGCUGUACACUUUAAAACAUGUCGGCUGUACUUUUCCUGAGGAGGUCGCUCAGCAGACUGCCUCCGGGUGUCGCCCGGCAGGUCGUUGGCUGCUGUUACCACACCGAGAAGGGAGUUUACGGAUACCGACCCAAACAGACCGACAGAGACCACAAGUUGCAGAGCGACCGCAUCGCUGCACUAAAUCAAGAUCAUGGUCUUGCCCGUCUGGUGGAGGCGUACAGAGCACAUGGACACAAGGCUGCUAAAAUUAACCCCUUACUACCCCAACAGCCUGUUGCUGACAGUGUCCCGGAGAUAAGCAUGCUGAUUGGCACCAUGGGAGCACAACUCAACACCUCAGGUCUACGGCACUUUGGAAAAGCGGAGGCUUCAGUGGAGGAGGUUCAGGCCUACUUGGAAGAAGCCUACUGUGGUCACCUGUCAGUGGAGACCAGCCAGCUGAGCAGCCUGGAGGAGAGGGAGUGGUUCGCUGAUCAUUUUGAGGAGCUGAAGAGGAAAAGUUUCUCCACUGAGGAGAGGAGGCAGCUGGCCAAGAUCAUGCUGGAGUCUCAGGAAUUUGACCACUUCCUGGCCACCAAGUUUGCUACUGUGAAACGUUACGGAGGAGAGGGAGCAGAGAGCAUGAUGGGCUUUUUCUACGAGCUUUUCCACCAGUCGGCCCACAGCGGAGUCACUGACAUUGUCAUUGGCAUGCCCCACAGAGGCCGACUGAACCUGCUGACAGGCCUGCUGAAGUUCCCACCAGAGCUCAUGUUCCGUAAGAUGCGCGGCCUCAGCGAGUUCCCUGACACCUCGCCCGCCAUCGGUGACGUCCUCUCGCACCUCACGUCUUCAGUGGAGUUGGAUUUCGGAGCCGGACACCCUCUUCACGUGACCAUGCUGCCCAACCCAUCUCACCUUGAGGCCAUCAACCCGGUGGCCCAGGGCAAAACCCGAGCCAGGCAGCAGCUCAGGAAAGAAGGGGACUAUUCACCCGAAGACAGCGCCCAGCCAGGGGACCAAGUCAUCUGUCUGCAGGUCCAUGGUGACGGCUCUUUCACUGGUCAAGGGAUCGUUCCAGAAACUCUGACCAUCUCAAACCUCCCUCACUACAGAGUCGGUGGGAGCAUCCACCUCAUUGUGAACAACCAAGUGGGUUACACCACUCCGUCAGAGAGAGGGAGAUCCUCUUUGUACUGUAGUGACGUCGGUAAGAUGGUGAACUGUGCUGUGAUCCAUGUGAAUGGAGAUGAUGCAGAGGAGGUGCUGCGGGCCACUCGGCUGGCUGUGGAGUACCAGCGGCGUUUCAGGAAAGAUGUAAUCCUGGAUCUGAUCUGCUACCGUCAGUGGGGCCACAACGAGCUGGAUGAGCCUUUCUUCACCAACCCAGCCAUGUACAAGAUCAUCCGCUCCCGUAAGAGCGUCCCUGACUCCUACUCAGACCAGCUGAUCUCUGAGGGUCUGAUGACCGACGCUGAGCGUGACGAGAUCAAAUCCAAAUACUACGGCGCGCUCAACGACAAGCUGGCCAACAUGACCCUGUACAGCCCACCACCCACCAACCUGCAGGGCCGCUGGGGGGAUCUGGUUGAACCCCAGGAUAGAGUCACUACCUGGGACACGGGUGUCCCCAUCCCCCUGCUGCAGUUUGUAGGAGCAAAGUCUGUGGACAUCCCUGAGCAAAUCCAGCUGCACAAUCACCUUGGAAAGACCCAUGCACAGGCCCGCUUGCUCAAGUUAGAAGAGGGCACCAAACUGGACUGGUCCACAGCAGAGGCCCUGGCUUUUGGCUCUCUCCUCAGCCAAGGUUUUAGUAUUCGAAUCAGCGGGCAGGAUGUUGGAAGAGGCACGUUCAGUCAACGUCAUGCCAUGGUAGUGUGUCAAGACACCAAUGACAUGUACAUCCCUCUAAACCACAUCAGCCCCCAGCAGACGGGUUUCCUGGAGGUGUGUAACAGCCCGCUGUCUGAGGAGGCGGUGCUUGGAUUUGAAUACGGUAUGAGUAUCGCACAGCCGAAGCUUCUUCCCAUCUGGGAAGCUCAGUUUGGAGAUUUCUUCAACGGAGCACAGAUCAUCUUUGAUACCUUCAUCACUGGGGGUGAGGCCAAAUGGCUGCUGCAGUGUGGGAUGGUGAUCCUGCUGCCUCACGGCUACGAUGGAGCCGGACCUGAACACUCUUCCUGCCGUAUGGAGCGUUUCCUCCAGAUGUGUGACAGUAAAGAGGAGGGUGUGGACAGCGACAGCGUGAACAUGUCUGUGGUCAACCCCACCACUCCCGCUCAGUACUUCCACCUGCUGAGGCGACAGAUGAUCCGAAACUUCCGCAAACCUCUCAUCGUGGUCGGACCCAAGACGCUGCUCAGAUUCUCUGGGGCAGUGUCCAGUCUGACUGAACUGGCACCGGGAACGUCUUUCAAACCAGUGUUAGGUGACACUUCAGUAUCAGCAGCAAGUGUCCAGAGGGUGGUGCUGUGCUCGGGGAAGCAUUACUAUGCCCUGCUGAAACAGAGGGAGGCAUCAGCAGCAAACCAGAACACGGCGCUCAUCCGUGUGGAGGAGCUGUGUCCGUUCCCACUGGAGGCUCUGCAGCAGGAGCUCAAAAAGUACCCCAGUGCCAAAGAGUUUAUUUGGAGUCAGGAGGAGCCUCAGAACAUGGGUCCCUGGUCUUUCAUAGCUCCCAGGUUUGAGAAGCAGCUCGCCUGCAAGCUCCGGUUAGUGAGCCGACCUGCUCUGCCUGCCCCCGCUGUCGGUAUCGGGACCCUCCAUCACCAGCAACAAGAGGCCAUCAUCACCGCUACCUUCUCCUAAGACUCAACAAGACAGGGAACCAAAAUAAACACCAGUACACAAGCUUCAGUACUACACUACAUACUGAAUCGGCUGUGGUCUUCCCAGCGUCAUCACUAAAGAGCAGAGCUGCUGCGCGACAGAUACGUGGGACCUUUACAUGAUGUGGACGGGCGGUUUUUAAACAAAUUGGUCAAUAAUUUAAAGGACAAAUCAAAAGAAGUGAUGAAAAGAAUAGUGUUGAUCAUUUUAAUUGUGCUCUUGUAGUCAAACAGGUUUUAAUUAGUAUAUGGAUGUGGUUUGAAGUCAAGGCCUGAAUUGUGGUUUACUUGUUUUUUCCCCCUCCUCUCAUUGAACACAAGUUUUCUUUCUUUGUUUAAGGCACUAUGCUAAGAGCAAAACACAUUGCUAAUUUGGUUCAGCUCUGAAUCGAGGCCUUAGAGACAAUGUUUACAAUGUGACUGUAGAACAAAAAGCACUUUUAGCUGACCUUCGUAUUUGGAGCGCUCAGGACUGUCUCUUGCCUGUCGAGCUGUACAGGCACAUUAUAUUUACGGAGAUGAAACUGUCUCUGAACGAACAAAGGAGUUGUUAUCAUUCUGACUGUUAAAUGUUUAUCCUGUCUAUCAGAUAAACGUCUGGACAUGUCAUGGUACUACUUGAUUGUUUAAACUGAGACUUGAGUUCACCGGUUUUAAAGGGCUAAUUGUAAAUAAACAAAAUCACAAUA